Molecule: messenger RNA, 2214 nt
Organism: Oryza sativa Japonica Group (Japanese rice)
Lineage: Eukaryota; Viridiplantae; Streptophyta; Magnoliopsida; Poales; Poaceae
Product: probable apyrase 6
Molecular function (GO): hydrolase activity
Source: RefSeq, a predicted model, not a curated record
CCGGUCGAGCCGAUUACCCUGGCCCCACCCACUUCCCCGCGGCCACACGUGGGCCCCCACGCGCCCCUCCCCGCACCGGAUCCCAUCCACCUCGCGGCCCGCCGCGCCGGCACCACCACCACCACCCCUCGCCGCCGACGCGUCGCCGUCGCCUCUCCUCCGAUCGAUCCCCCCCCCUCGCAUGCGCCGCCCCAAUGCCCGCGCCCAUCACCCGCGUGGCGAAUCGCAGGAGGCGGCGGCGACAACCCUAGCUCCUCCUCCUCGUCCGACCAUUUCCUCCGCGAUGGGCUCCCGCCGCGCCCGCGGCCGCCGCCUCCUCGCCGCCCUCCUCGCCGCCGCGUUCGCCGUCGCGCUCCUCCUGCUGGUGCCCCGCUCGCCGCGUCGUCGUCCCCACGAGUACGGCGUCGUCAUCGACGCCGGUAGCACGGGGAGCCGCGUCCACGUCAUCGCCUACCGCUCCUCCUCCUCCUCCCCCGCCUCCGCGCUCCCGCGGAUCGACUGGGCGCGCACGGCGUCGAUGAAGGCGGCCCCGGGGCUGUCGUCCUUCGCCUCCGACCCGGGCGGCGCGGGCCGGUCGCUGGCGCCGCUCCUGGAGUUCGCGCGCCGCCGCGUGCCGCCGGAGAGCUGGGCGGAGACCGACGUGCGCCUCAUGGCCACCGCGGGGCUCCGGCUGCUCGACGCCGCGGUGGCCGAGGCUGUGUUGGAUUCGUGCAGGGUGUUGCUGCGGGGAUCGGGGUUCCAGUUCCAGGACGAUUGGGCCACCGUGAUCUCAGGAGCUGAGGAAGGGAUGUAUGCAUGGAUUGCAGCAAAUUAUGCGCUGGGUACCCUAGGCGAUGACUCACAAGAUACUACGGGGAUAAUUGAGCUUGGUGGAGCUUCCGUUCAGGUAACUUUUGUUACGGACAAACCUUUGCCUCCAGAGUUCUCUCAUACUCUGAAGUUCGGUGAUGCCACAUAUAAUCUGUACAGUCACAGCUUUCUACAACUUGGUCAGAAUGUUGCGUACGAAUCACUCCAUGACAUGCUGAGCACACCUGGGCAUAAAUCAAUGGCAACACAUUUAAUUUCUCAAGCUAAGUACAGAGAUCCUUGCACUCCAAGGGGAUUUUCGCCCAUGGAGGGAGCAGUUAAACUUCCUGCCAGUGUUCUUGAGUCGAAGGUUGAGUACAGACCUUAUGCUCAUGCUGUUGGUAACUUCUCCGAAUGUAGAUCUGCAGCACUAACACUAUUGCAGAAAGGAAGAGAGGAAUGUAGGUACCAUGAAUGCCGUAUGGGAGCAGCAUUUGUACCAGACCUUGAUGGGAAAUUUUUAGCAACAGAGAAUUUCUACCAUACUUCCAAGUUCUUUAGGUUGCGUUCUAAGUCUUUUCUUUCUGACCUGAUGCUGGCUGGGGAGAAAUUUUGCCGAGGAGACUGGUCAAAGAUUAAAAAGGAGUACCGUUCUUUCAAUGAGGGGGAGCUGCUUCUUUUUUGCUUUUCCUCAGCAUAUAUUGUUGCUUUGCUGCAUGAUACUCUAAAGGUCCCGCUGGAUGAUAAGAGGAUUGAUGUUGCGAAUCAAAUUGGCGGUGUGCCUGUUGACUGGGCAUUGGGUGCUUUCAUUGUGCAGAAGGCGUCAAACCAGACAGAGUACUCAGAUUCAUCAGUUCCAUAUCUAAACAGCUAUUACUAUUCUGGGUUGGUUCCACUCCUCUUCAUUUCCGCUGUCGUUCUAUUUACAGCAUGCUCCAUCCUGAGGGGGAGAAGAUCUCGCCUGAAGACGGUAUACGACAUGGAGAAAGGCCGGUACAUCAUAACCAGGGUGAGACGAUGAGCCUUGCGCGUCGUCGCUGGGAUUUGGUGGAGCUCCUGCGGUGGGGUGCCAGUGAUCGUGUUUGUAAAUUCUCGUAGUAUAUACACGAUAUCUGCUAGGCAGCCAUAUAUAUGGUUCUGACGUUGCCUUGCUGAAUGAAUCUUGACUGUAAAAGCAGCCCUUUGUAGUUAAUACAACGAUGUGGGUUGCUUUUGCUGCAACGGUCGUGUUUCCAGAAUGCUCAAUGAUGUACUGGUCUCAAAAUAUUGCUGAUGACCUGAUGUAUAGCAGCAAUUUUGUCUCCGUAAAAUGUACCCAAUGAUUUCUCGAGCUGACUAGCUAAAAUUUGUAAAUGUACAUCCAGAGAACAAAUUAUCAAUAUCAGGUACACAACCACCAAAAGAGAGAGUUUUGAAAUUUUGUUC